Cebus imitator (Panamanian white-faced capuchin) is the source of this 813-nucleotide messenger RNA. RefSeq names its product phospholipase A2 group IIA (gene PLA2G2A). Lineage: Eukaryota; Metazoa; Chordata; Mammalia; Primates; Cebidae. The transcript has 4 exons. Gene Ontology annotation, molecular function: phospholipid binding; calcium ion binding. The coding region runs from base 109 to 543 and encodes 144 amino acids. The record is from RefSeq and is a predicted model, not a curated record. Gene Ontology annotation, biological process: phospholipid metabolic process; arachidonate secretion; lipid catabolic process.
AGAGCUGCCAAGCAGGAACAGGGGAGCACCAGCCGGGACAGAAGCUGAGACCACCCAGCAGAGGAGCUAGGCCAGGUCAUCUGCAUUUGUCACCCAGUGACUCUUACCAUGAAGACCCUCCUACUGUUGGCAGUGAUCAUGGUCUUUGGCCUACUGCAGGCCCAUGGCGAUUUGCUGAAUUUCCGGAAAAUGAUCAAGUUGGCGACAGGAAGGGAAGCCACAACCAGUUAUGGCUUCUAUGGCUGCCACUGUGGCGUGGGUGGCAAAGGAACCCCCAAGGAUGCAACGGACCGCUGCUGUUUCGCUCAUGACUGUUGCUACAAACACCUGGAGAGACGUGGAUGUGGCACCAAAUUUCUGAGCUACAAGUUUAGCAACAAGGGGAGCAGCAUCACCUGUGCAAAACAGGACUCCUGCAGAAGUCAACUGUGUGAGUGUGACAAGGCUGCUGCCAGCUGUUUUGCUAGAAACAAGAGGAGCUAUAAUAAAAAGUACCAGUACUACUCCAAUAAACAGUGCAGUGGGAGCACCCCCCGCUGCUGAGUCCCCUCCUCCCUGGAAGCCCUGCCUCCCAAUUCUGAGUUUCCCUCUCUCAUACUCUCCCUCCCUGCCCUAACCAAGUUCCUUGGCAAUGCAGAAAGCAUCUGUCACCCACCCUAGAGGCCAGGCAGGAGCCCUUCCAUCCCCACCCAGAAUAAGAUGCCCAGCAGGAGAUUUCCAGCCCUCCACUGCUCUCCUCCACCUCAACUUCCUGCUUAACCAAAGCAGGUGCACUCCGAGGGGUCUCUUCUAAAUAAAGCAAUUAGCAAAUCA